AGCAGCAGCAAGAGGGCCGGGUGGAUAGCGAACUCCGGAUGGGACUGGUUAACAUUAACGGUAGUCGUAAAAGUUAAGAACUACUGCCCUAGACCGUUGCAGAGUUGGUCGGCGGAAGAGUCUCCACUAGAGGGAGCUCUAGAGAGCCCCUCUAGAGCCUCUUCUGGUCUACUUCUCCAUGCUGGCGCAGGUCGUGGGUUCGAUUUCGACCUGGACGUCUGCUCUGUAUUUGGAAUUUGCGUGUCUCACUCCUCGUCAUCGCGUGGAUUUUUCUGCAGCACCCCGUCAAUUUCGCGAAAUUUGGUACUGAUUUCAUCGUCAUGCAAGGACUGCCAUACAUGCUGGGACCAGAAUGUCUCACCACACUCUACAGUGACAGUGCCAUAAAGUUAAUCGAGAGACACUUCAACUUGGUGACUUUAAAAGAUGUGAUGGGAAACAGCGACUUGGCCCAAAAGAUCGAGGCCAUCGGCAUUUUCUACUGGGAACCGCGGGUCACCAAGGACCUCCUGGAGAGUCUGCCGAAGCUCAAGACGGUGGCGAGCGCCGGGGUCGGGGUGGAUCAUCUGGAUCUGCCUCUCCUGUGGAGCCACGGAGUCUCCGUGUCCUACACUCCCGACGUCGUCAGCGCCCCUACCGCCGACAUGGCCAUGGCGCUCCUGCUCGCCUCUGCCAGGAAUCUGGUGGAUGGUGUCUCCCUUACAAAGUCACAAAGGUUUACGGCAAAGGACCGGAGCUUUGUUGGAGUGGACGUCGAUGGUGCUACCCUGGGCAUCUUGGGCAUGGGCCGCGUUGGCCGUUUGGUGGCGGAGAGGGCCCGCGGUUUCCGCAUGGACAUCCUGUACCACAACCGCACAAGGAGAUCAUUGGACGAGGAGACAGGCCUGGGCGCCGUCUACUGCCAGAAGCUUGAGGAGCUCCUGGAGAAGUGUGACUUCCUCAUGGUCACAGUCACCCUGAACGCAGAGUCCAUCAAAAUGAUCGGGAGGAGAGAACUCAAGUUAAUGAAGACCAAUGCUACCAUCAUCAAUGUCGCCAGAGGCAAAGUGAUAGACCAAGAGGCUCUGGUGGAGGCCCUGCAGAACAAGUGGAUCAGAGCAGCAGCUUUGGAUGUCACUGACCCCGAGCCACUACCCAGGGACCAUCCCCUGCUGCAGCUCCCCAACGUCAUCGUCACCCCCCACCUGGGCGUCGACACGGAGGGGGCGAGACGCGCCAUCGUCGAGGCGGUGGUUGAGAACGCACUGGCGGGCGUGCAGGACCGGGCCAUCCCCUGCGAGCUCUCCCCUCGUCGCGCCUGAGACGCGCGCCUCUUCAUCGUCAGCGGAAGCCGGCGGCCGCGUGCGUGGUGGCGCGCGCCGCAAUGGGGGAUUUCGUAUCAGGAGGUAAAGGUGCAGCCCCGGCAAUUGCUGGCUCACGCCACCAUUAGCGAAAGGGCCUCUACUAAAGGGAGCUCAAAAGGGCGUAUUUCUGGCCUACUCUUCCACGCUGGUCAGACGUCAUGCAGGAGGUGGGAGUUACCCACACUUUACCCCACCACACGAAACAUUUCCGAAUUAUGUUAAAUUUGAAAAGUGUUGUUAAGUCCAGGGAUUAACUUCAGUCGGGUCUGUUCCGGUCGACGAACCCAGAAAACACUUCUACAAUCGGCACACCACAUAGAGUAUAUAUCUCACUGCGGGGCUUUGGCUACUCGUCUUGUGCCACCUCCUGGUCUACCAGCGAUCCAGACGAUAUUCAGUGAGAAAUGAAGCUCUAGUUAAGUAUAUUUCAUAAGAGGCAGCGGGUGUUGCUGAUGAUUUGGCACAUGCACAUUGCACAAAGUGUUUAUUGUAAUCGCCGGCUGAACGUUGCUCUGCACAGAGAUCGACUCCACUUUUGCUGGCACUGACUUUUAAUAAUUUGCUCUGCGCGGUCAAUUAUUUCAUGAUGUUUUAUUUGUCUAAUGCUACCCAAUUGUUCAGAACUGUUACACUUAAUAACGAUUGCCUUUGAUUCAACUCACCAUUAAUUGUUUACAACUGAUAUGUAAAAGAGUAGAAUUAUUUAAAUGGGACGGCGUGUUACAAAAACAUAAACUCAUAAUCUUUAAUUCAAAAAGUUAUUUGAUAAAGCGGAACUGUGUGCACAAUAAAACAUCGGGUAAAUUGCAAACGCUGUUGGCACUUGACUGCAAAUUAACAACACAAUCUGAUUGACGCAGACGAAAGGGAGAGAAAAUGUUGAACACUGCCCUACUGGAUCACGGUAUUGUUUACCAAAGGUAUAAACAUGCCGAUGUGACAUCUGAAUAAAAACAAUGAGCAUACGUUUUAACUUUGAAACUUCAAAGUUAAGACGCAGCACCGUGGUAUAUCACUGCUGGAUGAAGGCCUCACCCAAACCGUGUCCAUCACGGGGAUUGUUUGGCCAUACUUUACCACGCUGGGUCACAGCCGGUUGGUGAAUAGUGCGGGACCAAGACCGUUUGGGGUUGCCACCCGGCGUUAACGUUAUCCGUGGCCGGGAAUGUAAACCAGGCGGCCGAGUUCGUAGUUCGCUAACGAGUGCGCCACCGCUCCACCCUCUAUGAAAACAGCCACAGCCAAAAUAGAAACGGGUUUCUAUGUCCGGCUAAUCCGACUUUUCAACCUCACAAUCCAAAACCUCCCAGCAACCUCAGCCGCCACAGAAACAAACCUCAGCUCACACCACAAUUCAAUCGCAACACCAACAAACCCAGAGACCCCUGUUUAGCUUGGCAGACUGCAGCAACAAUGUGCCGUUGGCGAGCGUCGAUUGAAACUGGCAGUCCAUGAUAGGGUCAUGUGGCUAGAUCUACGCGUGGCCACCAUUAUCUCCACGGCACUCAUGUUCGCACACCGCGGUGCAGCACGUACCCAUAUAAUGGUCGAGUCGACCUAUGUGAGACCCAGGAUAUCUUCAUUUACCACUUGCCCCUUGUUAUCCAUGGUUUGGAAUCACACCCAGGUUGUUGGGAUCGUAGUCAUGGUGGCCCAGGUAACUCAGUACACACAAGGGGGAGGCGGACGAUUCUGUCUCCUCGGGUUAAAUCUUCACCGAAACUUUUUCCACGUGGCGACAGAGAGAGAUGAAGCGGUGAAGCAAGAAUACCACGUGUACUACCGAACCUUGACAAUUUAAUGUACUAGAAUUUCGGCGGCCACCUUUUUCUAGCUCCUACGGAGGGCUUCUCGGCGCUCCGCACCUCGCCCAUCGCCCCCACUGUCCUCCCCCCCCCCCCCCCAUUGUGUGCAGAUGCUACUGGGUUGUGCCUCAAAGUUAAAUUAGAUAUUUUUGAAUGUUACC
This is a messenger RNA of Lethenteron reissneri (Far Eastern brook lamprey), 3309 nucleotides long. RefSeq names its product probable 2-ketogluconate reductase. Gene Ontology annotation, cellular component: cytosol. Lineage: Eukaryota; Metazoa; Chordata; Hyperoartia; Petromyzontiformes; Petromyzontidae. The record is from RefSeq and is a predicted model, not a curated record. Gene Ontology annotation, molecular function: hydroxypyruvate reductase [NAD(P)H] activity; glyoxylate reductase (NADPH) activity; NAD binding.